AUGGCUCAUUCAUACCUGAGUGCAACACUAGUUGCACUAAUCGUGCUAAUUAUAUCAUCAGUGCUACUUUUCGGAGCAAAAGCACAGCAGAUAAUAAGCACACCGUGCACGAGUUCAGUGAUAACCACAUUCACCCCUUGCAUAAACUACGUCACCGGGAGUAGUGGGACCGCUUCUUCCCCUACUAAAGACUGCUGCGAUUCAUUGAAAUCUGUCAUGACUAAUAACAUGGAUUGCGUUUGUCUCAUUGUCACUGGAAAUGUGCCCUUCUCGUUACCUUUCCUCAAUGCCAACUUGGCUAUUUCACUCCCUCGAGUCUGCCAAAAUUCCGUCCCGUUACAGUGCCAAGCCUCCGGAAUUCCCUUACCGGCUCCAGGUCCCGUUUUGUUUGGGCCACCUCAACCUCGACCUCGACCUCCAUCUCCAGCUCCAUCUCCAACUCAUGCUCAUGCUCCUUCUCCUCAUAGUUAUAGUCCAAAAGCUUCUAAAGCUGUGGCGGCCGUGGCUGCUCCACCGCCGACUGGAAGUUUGGAUAUUGCACCGGCGGCUCCACCUGAGUUUCCGGAGGGGCGAAGUGAAAAUCCGUGGAUUAGACCGGUGGUCAACCCCAACUCCGCCUCAAGUUCGUCCACAGUGUCUUCGCCAUCUCUUGUUGUUCUAACGUUUAUAGGAGUUGUGGCUUUCAAGUUCUUAUGGUGA
Molecule: messenger RNA, 699 nt
Organism: Erythranthe guttata (spotted monkey flower)
Lineage: Eukaryota; Viridiplantae; Streptophyta; Magnoliopsida; Lamiales; Phrymaceae
Product: non-specific lipid transfer protein GPI-anchored 16
Source: RefSeq, a predicted model, not a curated record